CGACUGGCCGGACGGAUAAAUUGCCCUAUGAACUCACCAGCUCCGGCCUCGGCCGGGAAGAUCUGCUGGUUGCCGAAACUCCACUCGUUCAUGCCGACAGUUUAUAUACUGACGUGCUUCUCCGCAACGACAACUAUUCAACUCACAGAAGUCCAAGUGAACGAGGAGAGACCACCAUGCCUGUUCCCCGGUUGACUUCCAAUCUCAUUCGAUCAUCGAGGACACGGCUCUUCUCGUCCUCGGCUGUGAAGCAUUCUUAUGAGGAUACGGUACAGAACUUGAAGAUCGGAAAGCAUACCAGAGUCCUAUACCAGGGUUUCACUGGAAAAGUCGCGACUCAAAACGCAAAGGAAUCCAUUGAGUAUGGCACCAACAUUGUUGGCGGUGUGAAGCCUGGAGGAAGUGCAGAUCACUUGGGCUUGCCAGUUUUGUCCACUGUGAGAGAAGCGAAGGAGCAGUUAAAACCUGACGCUACUGCCAUCUAUGUUGCCGCCCCCCAUGCUGGUAAAGCAAUUGAGGAAGCCAUCGAAGCAGAGAUCCCAUUGAUCGUCGCGGUUGCUGAGCAUAUACCUCUCCAUGACAUUCUGCGGAUCAUGUCUAUCCUCAAAACACAAUCGAAAAGUAGGCUAGUCGGUGCCAAUGCGCCUGGCAUUAUCUCAGCCAUCGGGAAAUGCAGAAUUGGGUUUCAACCAUUACCGACAUUCUCUCCUGGCCACAUUGGCAUCGUAGCCAAAUCAGGAACUUUGAGUUACGAAACAGUAGCCUCGAUAACACGUGCUGGACUUGGCCAAAGUCUAUGUAUCGGUAUGGGUGGAGAUGUUGUCGCAGGCACGAAUUUCGUAGAUGCUCUGCGAGUCUUCGAGACAGAUGUUGACACCGAAGCUAUCGUUCUUGUUGGCGAAGUAGGUGGAAGUGCUGAGUUAGAAGCAGCAGAGUGGAUCAAGGAUUAUCAUCGCCGCGAGAAGAACCCAAAACCAAUCGCUGCUGUUGUCGGAGGUAGAAUGGCGCCGCCCGGGAGAGUGAUGGGACAUGCAGGUGCUUGGGCAGGUGUUGGCGAGGCCACUGCAGAGGAGAAGUACAAGAUCUUGCAGAACGCAGGCGUUACCAUGGUGGACCAUCCUGAGAAGUUCGGCAACGUUAUGAAGACUUUACUGAAGCAAGCUGGAAAGGAUGUAGGAAAAAUUCAACAAUCUGCCGCCGGCAACCAGCGCAGAAGCAUGCAUACUGCGAGGCGACUGCGACCAGCAGUGACCAAGGAACUCCCUAGAAUCAACACAAGUCAGCAGAGGAGCUUACAUCUUCGGAAUCAAAAGGCUGUCGAUCACCUCAGCAAGUCUCUGGAAAGCUUCACUAUCUCUGAAGAGACAUCAAAUGAUACAGACAGCGUAUACUUGAGCAUUUCUGUUGAUCGCUCGAGUCGCGAACCAUGCGUCAUCGCGUCCCCAUCUACGAAUCCUCGCAAGCUUCACCACCGUCUACGCCGCUUCCCCUACUCCUAUCUCAAGGGACCUGACCAAAAAACCAUUCAAGCGGCGAUCGAGCAUCUCCAACUCGACGCUGCGCCGCCAGCUGCCCAUGCUCAAACCGCAAAACUCAUCUCCCGUUUGGCAGAACUAUACCGUGAGCAAGAGGCCGUGAGUCUGGCCGUCAAUCUCUCAGUAUCGUCUUCAGGCUCCCUCCACCUCUCGCAACCUCAGUUGUUCUACGACGAUGCAGCCUUCAAGUCAAACAAAAGGCAUUCCGAACUUCACGCUCUCCGUGACGUGUCCCAAGAAUCUACCGUCGAAGUCGAAGCCGAAAAAUCAGGGAUUGUGUUCGUGAAAUUACAUCCUGAUGACGACAGCGCCAACAUCGGAACAUUGGUGAACGGAGCAGGACUCGCCAUGAACACAGUCGACGCACUUGCUCUACCACCUCAUAAUGGUAAAUGUGCCAACUUCCUCGACACCGGUGGUAAAGCAACCUCAGAGACCGUGAAGACCUCCUUCGAGUUGAUCCUCAGAGACCCUCGCGUCAAAGUGAUCUUCGUGAACAUCUUCGGUGGCCUUACUGAUUGUGGCAUGAUUGCGGAUGGAGUGAUCAUGGCUUUCGAGAAGGUAGAUAUGCAGGGCAAGCCAGUGGUUGUAAGGCUGAGAGGAACAAACGAAGAGGUGGGCCAAAAGAAGAUUGCUGAAAGUGGACUGCCCUUAGAAGCAUUUGAUGGGUUCCAUGAGGCUGCGCAGCGAGUCGUCGAGUUGACCCAAAGCACAUGAGUAUGCGACCGUCUCAUCCGACUCCGAGGAGUCAACAUUCUGGUUUCGUCAUCAGAAUUACAUACCCAGACUUCUGAGCCUACUAUAGAGGUCAACUCUCACAUUUGAGCGUGUUCG
This is a messenger RNA of Aureobasidium subglaciale EXF-2481, 2369 nucleotides long. RefSeq lists its product as uncharacterized. The record is from RefSeq and is a predicted model, not a curated record. The coding region runs from base 177 to 2252 and encodes 691 amino acids. Gene Ontology annotation, molecular function: succinate-CoA ligase (ADP-forming) activity; succinate-CoA ligase (GDP-forming) activity. Gene Ontology annotation, biological process: tricarboxylic acid cycle. Lineage: Eukaryota; Fungi; Ascomycota; Dothideomycetes; Dothideales; Saccotheciaceae. Gene Ontology annotation, cellular component: mitochondrion; succinate-CoA ligase complex (ADP-forming). The transcript has 3 exons.